Messenger RNA from Condylostylus longicornis, 1969 nucleotides. Its product is annotated as heat shock protein 27-like. The record is from RefSeq and is a predicted model, not a curated record. Lineage: Eukaryota; Metazoa; Arthropoda; Insecta; Diptera; Dolichopodidae. Gene Ontology annotation, molecular function: protein folding chaperone. The transcript has a single exon. The coding region runs from base 1154 to 1666 and encodes 170 amino acids. Gene Ontology annotation, biological process: protein refolding; response to heat.
GAAAAAUAGCUACUUAAUACAAUUUUUUUUAUUUAAGGAAAACUAAGAAAAAUAGUUUAAUAUUAUUUUCUUUCUAAAACGAAUUUGGUUCCUGUGGUAAAAUUUGUGCUAUGAAACUACAUAAUAAAAUAUAUUUUUAAAUCCAAAAUAACAAAAAUACAUUACAAAAUUGACAUAAAGUGUAAUUUCAAUUAGCUCAUAUAUGUAUAACAUAUUAUGUACAUAGGACUGUAUCUCCGUGAAUAUGAAUAUAUACAGUGAAGCGAAAAAGAUAUCGCCCAAUUGCAACAGAAUUCGAUUGAACAAAUAGAUAAUAAAAUCGGGCAUGAGAAAAAAAAUAUCAAAGCCUUUUAAGCAAAAAUUAUCUAUCUUAACUUAACCUUUUAUUUUUAAAAAGCAAAAGUUUAGAAGAAAUAAUUUAAAAAUAUACAAAUAAGGCAAUGAUCCAGAAAGUGUUUCUGAAACUAACUUUGAAACCUAGAAAGUGCAUUUCUUAAGUAAUACAUUGUUAGAAAGAAUUACACACUUAGUUCUUGUGGAAUCUGAAGUCAUUUGGACACAUUAAAUUAAGUAAAAAUUCCAAUGUUGACUCAUUCUUAUCAUCUUCUAGCGAAGCGGAGGAAAAAUGUUGAGAGCAAAUGCAUUUCAAUGCUUGUGGAUUUCUUGUAAAGCCAUUACAUUGGAAGGUUUUACUCCCUAAGCUUGUUGUUAUUUUGGCAAGUAGCUAUCUAUCAUAUUAGUGUUAGGCUGUUAAAAUUUUUAGUUUUAUGUAGAAUCGUUUUGAUUACGUUCAAUUAAAUUUAAGUUCAAUUUAAAUUUUUGUGUUCAAGAAAAUUUAUGCUGCAGAUAUAAGACUUCUUGCUAUGUUUUUUAAAAUUUUGGGAACACAUCCAAGAAGUAAAUUACGUCAUAUAUGUCUAUAUAGGAUAAAAAUAAUUUACAGAAUUAAUAAGAAUAAGUGAAAGUAAUGAAUAAAAUAUUGAAAAAAAGAUUAGCUCAAAUUAAAUAAAUGCGCAUAAUUUUUGGCAGCGAAAUAAUAUUUUAUUUCCUUUAAAUAAUUGAAAUUAAAUUUUAAGAAAAACAGUAUGUACCCGUCUUUCGUCAAAAACGAUUGAAAAAUCUUUUAUUUAGUUUUGUAAAUUUCAAGCUAAAAAUGUCUCUUGUUCCGUUUAAAUUUCGUUAUGAUAACUAUCUGGAUCGUUUUGAUAAGGAACUAAAAGUAUUUGAUAACUUUCUCGAUCGUUUUUGGUAUUGGGAUCGCUACGGUUUAGAAUUUGAUCGCUACGCACCAAGAUCAUUAUUAUAUUCAGAUCAAGAAUCUCAUCCUGUUUAUGGUAAAGAUGGAUUUCACGUAGCGAUUGACUGCAUUCAAUUUCGUCCAAGUGAAAUAACUGUCAAAACAUUUGACAAUGAAAUUAUAAUAGAAGGGAAGCAUGAAGAACGUCCGGAUAACCACGGCUAUAUUUCUAGAGCGUUUGUUCGCAAAUAUAUUUUACCAGAUUAUAUAGACAGCGGCAAUAUUACAAGCUCAUUAUCUUCAGACGGAAUACUAACAAUUAAAGCCCCUCCACUUCCACCAAAAAGAAAUUUUUUGGAAAAUAAAGAAAGAUAUUUACCUAUCACUUAUACAGGCCCAUCUAAUUACAAACAACUUACUUAUAAAUAGAUUUCAAGUGGAUUUUACGUUCUUUUUUUUAAUUAACAUGGUGAUUUAAGGAAGUACAUAUUGUGUUGGGAUAGAAAGACAUAUGUAUAUAUAUAUUUAAGAUAGGAAUUAAUAUUUUUUUUAAGUUACACAUUCGAAAUAAGCAUAAAAUUGGAAUUCAGUGGCACUUUUCUUUAUUUAGCAUGCUUACUUAAUAAUUAUGCAUGCACUUUUGCCAUACUAUUUAUAUACAUGUCCGUGACCUUGACGUUUAAUCUUUUUGCUUUGCAAAAAGCAAACCUUUUUUUUUAAAUAUAACUUGCA